Saxophila tyrrhenica is the source of this 672-nucleotide messenger RNA. RefSeq lists its product as uncharacterized. The transcript is spliced from 2 exons. NCBI's taxonomy places the organism in Eukaryota, Fungi, Ascomycota, Dothideomycetes, Mycosphaerellales, Extremaceae. Gene Ontology annotation, cellular component: cytoplasm; nucleus. The record is from RefSeq and is a predicted model, not a curated record. Bases 1 to 672 code for a protein of 223 amino acids. Gene Ontology annotation, molecular function: ribonucleoside-diphosphate reductase inhibitor activity. Gene Ontology annotation, biological process: intracellular protein localization.
AUGGCCACCACAUCCUCCAACGGCCACGUUCGCAAACGCCAGUACCAACCUUCAAUCACUUCUUACUUCAACAACCGGAGCGCGAAUGGCACCACGCUUGAACAGCUACGACCAUCCCAAUCGCCACUUUCACCACCACUACCAGCCGACACUCAAGCCUCGUUGUUGAGCGUAGGAAUGCGCGUGCGCAAAUCGGUUCCAGAGGGCUACAAGACGCACAAAACACUGCCAGCACAAGGAUUCCCGUUCCCUAGUACUGCGCCGCCGGCAGCGCCUGCAAGAAGCAAUACGAAUACGAGGAGUACCAGAGAAUUGACGCCGUUCUGCGGAUUGCACAAAACUGGGGGAUGGGCUGCGCAGGAGCUGCCUACGUCUUCAGCACCGGCGGCGAUGCAGACGGAUGAUGAAGGUCUGCCGGGCUUGAUGGGAUCACAAACGGCACCGAGCAGGAAGCGUGGCUACGAGGAGGAGGCGGAAGAGGAGAUGGAUGCGUUCUUCGACGAGGUGGAGGUGGCAGAAGCGAUGGAGCAGCAAGCGCUACCUGCUGGGAGGCCUAUGGCCAACUUGAAGGGGACUGCUUCGGGAGGUGCUGUGCGGAUUGUUGGUGGGGAUGACUUCGAGGAAGCAGGUUUCCUUGCGCCGCUGGAUGGGAUGGAGGUGGAUGACGGCUAG